Molecule: messenger RNA, 1609 nt
Organism: Arachis ipaensis
Lineage: Eukaryota; Viridiplantae; Streptophyta; Magnoliopsida; Fabales; Fabaceae
Source: RefSeq, a predicted model, not a curated record
UAAAAACAAAGUAAGGUGAAGGAGAAGGAAAAUCGAAAAUGCCAAAAGGUAAAGAAAGCCACCGCGGAGCUCGAGUUUUCCUGAAAAGAUCAAAGCCAUAUACGGGUUAUCAUGAUUAUUUCAGCAAGGCUGUGGAUGAUUGCAUCAACAGUAGUAGUUCUACUGAUGCUGCUGCUGCUACCCACUCUGAGCACUCCAUGAUGAGUCUUAACACCAACAAUAGCGAUGAGAAAAUUGAUCGGAUCGUUGACUUGAAGUCAAUGGGUCUACAAGCAGCUGAGGAACUAUCCAAGAGACCCAAAAAUGGUGAAAUCUAUGCAUCGGUAAAAGCAGAUUUUGAAAGCAUAAACGCACGCUUGAAGAAUCUGUCCUUGUCUCUUGGAGAGCCCAGUUCCAUCGAUGAGGGAAUUGAGAUACAUGAUGCUGCUUUAUUGUUAAAGCUUUUGGACAAGUCGAACCGUGAGAUUGACAUGGCUGGGGAAAUGGCUCAAAAGGGUGCCCUUUUGAUGGUUCAUGCACAAAUCAUGCUUAAGAAAGGUCAGGAACUACUUGACCAGAGCAAACUCAAGUUACGAUGUCUUUGACAUGAAAGUUUAUUUUUGAAUAAUUAGAAAAUAAAUAGUUAAAUUUGUCUUGAAAGAUUUUUUUAAUUAAAUUCGUCUUUUAAAAAUUUUAAAUAGAUUGCAUUAGUUUUUUUGACUUUUUGUCUUUUUUGUUGGUGAUGGCAUUAAAAUUUAUUGAUAUAACUUAAGUGACACCACAACACAUACAUAAAUUUUUAUAAAAUUAGAUCAAAUUAAUUUUAAAUUGAGAGAUUUUAAAGUCUCAAAGUCCUCCUCAAUUUAAGAUUAAUUUAAUCUAAUUUAUAAACUUGUAAUGUUAGCGGCCAAUUAGUACCAAGUGUGUUGUGGUUACUGGUUAGUGUGAUAUCAUCACAUCUACAAAUUUUGACGCCAUUCGUAACGAAAGUGAUAAAAGAACUAAUAUGAUUAACUUAAAAACUUUGAAAGACGAAUUUAAUUUUAAAAAUAAAAUUUUAGAGACUAAUUUAAAAUACAAAUAAUCUUUCAAAAACAAAUUUUACCAUUUAUUCAUCAUUAGAAGUAUAGAAUUCAUGUUAGUUUAUCAAAGGUGAAGUAUCUUGCUUUACACCUUUAUGGUUGGUUCGGUAAGAAGUGCGAUAAGUUUUUACCUUUUUAUACGUGAAAUUCAUUUAGGUAAAAUUAUCUCCUCUUUUAUCCUUGACCAAACAUGCAUACGCUAACUUGAAUUCGAAAAGAAAAUGACUCAAAUAUUCAAUAAUCUCUUGUAUUCGUUAGCUCUAUUCUUGAUCUUUGUGGUAUUGAAGAAAAAGGAAUUAUGCUUAGGAGGCAUUUAUCAUCAAUAUUGCUUUAGUAAAGCUAGCUAGUAGGGUUUGCCUUACCACGGAUCUUAUGCUCUUGUAUUACUAUUUCUAUUAAGGGUUUUAUUUUUUUUUACUAUUAUGUGAGGUAUCAUUAAAAAAUUUAUCUUGAAAUAUCUCUUAAUUAUUGGAUAAGUAGGAGUUUUAAAGAUAACUUUUAUGAGAAAGAUCAUUUUUCUCAUAUACCAUACAUGUGUGAUUGCAUUA